AAUGAACUAGCACCAGUUCUGCAUGGAGUUGGAAAAUUCUAAUGCAAUCCAAAAACCAGAAUGAAUCAAAGGUUUAAACACCAAAAAACUUUGUAGAACAAUUAUGGUAUUGAUACGAACUGCAUUUUACCACAAUUCGGGCUUCCUGUAAUACAGGUAUGGCUGGGAUAGCGAGACCAGCAAGACUUUCAAUGGGAACAGAGAACAAAAAGUGGGAGGAACACAGCUUGUGUCUGCUUAAUGUGUGCUAGUGAAUGCAACUAUUGGACUUCCAUGCAUAUGCAUCUUUAACUUUCACGUAUCCAUCUUUCAUCAUGUGUGAUGAAGCUUUUCCAUCUCAAUUAACACAUCUGGUUGAGCAUUGAAAGUGAUAUAUAUAUAUACAUGUGUUUGGACACUAAUUAUUUCUCUAAUCAUGCAGUUAGUGGUGAAUUUUUCUAUGGUUUAAGUGAACCAAUUAUUACCAUAUAGCUGGUCGGGCAAACCAGGCAUCUGUCAACCACACAUCCAAUACCUCUUGUGCCUUGCCCCAAGCUGUGGAAAUUGUUCUCGUAGGAGCUAGUUUAUCCAGCUUUAAUACCAACUACUAAGAAAUGCACCUGUUACCCGAACCAUUGUUCACCGUUCCAAUAGAUGAAACCGACAUUGUAAUAACCAUCAAGGGUACGACCGGCGGUCGAAUCUUGAUGGGAGCGAGACAUGGUUGCAUUUACGAAUUCUUUUUAUCAGGCCUUUCGCUCGUCUCACGACCGGAAAAGGGAACCAUUAAGAUGUACGAUUUAGAUACAGACGGGCAAGCCAUGACUCGGGUGACAGCCAUCGGUAUCAAUACCAUCGUCCAGUCUGUCGCCAAUAUUGCAGAACGGCGGAUCGUUCCAGUUUCCGACCGUUGGUUGGUAUUGCGCCAAUCGAGUCGAGCGAAUCGACCAACUUGCAUUUGGUCGCAAAUUAAUGCCUCUGUUGUCCGUCUGUACUUAAACACUAUGUCCUGACGUACAUUCAACGGAGCUACGCCUUCUAGCCGCCUGGUGACGAUUUAGCUGUUCCAAGUGCGUCUACCGCCUGGUUACGCGGCCAAUGCGUGGGAAUCACGUUUUUAACUACCGUCACAGCAUCAGGGAACGAUGUAGCCAGGACAUUGUCCAAUUUAAAUUUUCCAGCUGCCCAGACAUUUUCAGAGACGCAAAACACGCUGGGGUUGGACGGAAAGAGAUGGUCAUUGGCAGAAGUUACUCCUACCCUCCAAAGACAAAUCGAUCCGUCAAUCUUUGCCCCUCCAGCACCUGAGCCUUCACUUAUUGUAACGUUACAUGCUGUGGGACCUCGAAAGUUCAUUUUCCUGAAGACGCAAUGCUGCCACGUCGUCUCCCAACUUAGGCCUGUGGAUAUCCUCCAUCAAUUACUGUUUGACGCUUCAAGGCCGGACAACACGGCCGUUCGUGCUUUUUUCCAUGUUCUGCGAGAAGAACAAGCCUGUGCCACUUCCCUGAUUUUGGCAUGUUUGACGAGCAUUCAGGACUCCCAGCUGGCUGACUGGGCUGCUCGCGCCUUCUUCCUACUUGGUGGCGACGUAAAAGUCUCUCCGUCUCAUCUGGCUCAUCCCAUUACGUCACCCGCGUCUCCUUUUGUCGUCAACUCGCCCGCUCAUCUGAAGAGUACACCUAGCAACUUCCACCACCAACAGUCGCAUUUUACUUUUAGUUCACCUGAUUCUGGAGGAGUGGGGGGAUUCAACCCAAAUGCCAUUUUGACUCCCCAAAUGCAACCUAAUUCGCCCCAUUUGAAUAACGUGGUGACUAGCAGUGGUGGCGCAGAAUUGACCGACUAUCAAUUCUCUGGUCGACAUAACGGACUUUACCUUUAUCUCGGACGCAUACUGAGGCCACUUUGGCUUAUGCCGCUGGCCAGAGAUGUAGGAAAGCCCCAUCAGCCGUUAUUGGACAGUGUCGUCAACAGUGAAGAGUUGUUAACUGUGCUGGGCCAACUGAAUGCUCUUAAGGGAUUCGUUCAUGCCAAUAUCCAUCAAAUCGGUCCGCAGAGCUACCAGUCCAGUGAGAAGGACCGCCUUCAGGAUGCUCAAAUGCAGGAGAGAAAAUCUCUGUUGGCCAUGAAACAAUUGUUGGAUCAUACCGUCGAAGUACUUGCUCUCUGGAAAGUGUUGUGCGAUCACCAGCUCCAUUUGCUCGGCCAAUCGUUGUCGGCUGAAAUGCGGAUGUCACUCAAGACAACGUUGUUCCGAGACCUCAUCCUUUCCGGUUCCGACACCUGCAUUGGGCUGAUCAACGCUCUGAUUCAUCGAUACUUGGAUGAUGCGGCCAGUACGGACGCCAUCAGUGAAAAAUUGAGACAGGUCUGCCCGUCUCUCUACCGCAAUGAGGAUGCUCUAUGCACUAAAGUCAACGAGCAACUUCUCAAGGCUCGAACGAACACCAUGAGCCGAAUGGACAAGGAGCGUCUGCUGCAGCAAACGCUGGAAACGUGCAAGCAGAUUCCGGCUCGCAUCAAUUUGGCGCAUGUUUGCCAACAGUUGUCCGCUUGUCAGUACUUCGGAGGCGUGGUGGAGCUCUGCUGCGUCGUGGCUGAGAAGCUCGACCCUCAGCACCGUGCCCAACAAUGCUACAGCGGCCAACAAGAAGAUCCUGCCGCUGUCGAGGCGCUUUUGGCUCGUAAAAAUUGCUACCAGCAAAUGUGCCUUGUUUUGCAGAAACUCUACACGGCCGCUGCGUGCCAUCCUCAGUCGCCCAGCGUGCCCAAAUCACCCGGACCGAUGGUACAAACGACUCCACAGGGAUACGAGGAGGGACUAAGCCCAUUAGAAGCGCAGCGGUUGGCAGAUGAAACUCUUUCUCUUGCCUUGCAAUCGGAUGAUGAACUAUGUCAUGUUGCCAUUUUCGAUUGGUUGACGGACAACAAGUGGGACGACAAGUUGUUGGAAAUUCAGUCGCCUCACUUGGAGAAUUACCUCAAGAGGCAAACAGUUGGUCAGGUUGGCCAACAGCAGCAAACAGAUUUAGUUGCAAAAUACGAUCUGUUAUGGAAGUUUUACGAAAAAAGUGGCCAGUUUAUCGCCGCUGCACGAGUUCUUUCCCGUCUAGCUGAUGCCCACAGCACGGCCAUAAGUCUUCCGAUGAGAAUAGAAUACCUUUCGCGGGCCAUUGUGUGCGCGCGAGCGGCUGAGACGAGCUCCCUUGGUAACGCCGUUCAGGGCCAGUUCCUCUACGAAAUGGAGGAGAAAAUGGACGUGGCUAAAGUCCAGUCUCAAGUGCUGGAAGCCGUCUCUCGUUUGCCCAGUCGAGAUGCCGACACCAUCAGCCGUUUACAUUCCGACUUGCUUGACGUGACUCAACUAUACGAGCAAUUCGCUGAGCCACUGGGUCUGUGGGAAUGCAAACUGGCUAUUUUGCACUGCGCCAAUCAUUACGACUCGGCUUUGGUGACCAGCAUUUGGCAAAAUAUUAUCAAUGCUGAAGUCAAGAAACUGAGUAGUGCCGACACUGAAACAAAACUGGCCACCCUGGGUAGCAAAAUGAAAACGCUAGGUCGAACUUAUGCCCAGUCAGAGCAAUUUUUCCCUUUGGAGUUCCUCGUUAAGACCCUGGAAACAUAUUCAGUUCGCUGGAAUGGCCCACCAGGCUGGGCCGUUUCCAUCAUACUGACAGCUGGAGUAUCGUUCCAGCGUCUUUUUGCCGUUUACAAUCGCCUGUACGGCGCAAAGGAUGUCGUUUGGCAAGCUGAAGGCAAACCCAAUCACUUGCUCAAAGUGCUGGCCGACAUGUUAAAUCGGCUUGUUGAUUCCUCUACUGGAGGCUUGGCAGCCCUGGUGCCGACAGCCGAUCGUCGAGCUCUUAUAGGACAGUGUGUCGAGGCCGUUGGUGUCUAUUUGACGGAUCUAUUUUGCACGACUCACGCCACAUCACCUGCCCUCAUAGCCGAAUUCCGUACUCUACAAGGCAAAUUAGAACUUUUGUAACGAAUAUUUUAAAUGCUGUUUUUCUCCCCCAUAGUUGUCAUUCAUCCCCUAUUCUUUUUCUUCUUUUCCGAUUCUUUGAAGCAACAUUUUAUUUCUCAUUUUCGUGAGCCCUGUAUGUGUGAGCGAGGGCGAAUUCUUGUUGUCAUCUACCAUACGCCUCAACUCUUAAUCCAAUCCACCGAUCAUAUCAAUACAUACCCAGCAUUGUGUGGCCAUUCA
Messenger RNA from Daphnia magna, 4189 nucleotides. RefSeq names its product nuclear pore complex protein Nup155-like. Gene Ontology annotation, cellular component: nuclear pore; nuclear pore inner ring. The transcript is spliced from 8 exons. The coding region runs from base 1760 to 3970 and encodes 736 amino acids. Lineage: Eukaryota; Metazoa; Arthropoda; Branchiopoda; Diplostraca; Daphniidae. The record is from RefSeq and is a predicted model, not a curated record. Gene Ontology annotation, molecular function: structural constituent of nuclear pore. Gene Ontology annotation, biological process: RNA export from nucleus; protein import into nucleus; transcription-dependent tethering of RNA polymerase II gene DNA at nuclear periphery.